AUGGAUUUCAUCAAGGACGCCGUCUCUAAUGUUAGCAAGGGCCAGAAGUCAGAGGGCCAGAAGGAAGAGAAGAAGGGCGAGAGCCAGGACUACCUUGACAAGGGUGUCGCCUUUGCCUCCUCCAAGGCUGGCUUCAACAUUUCUCCCGACCAGCAGGAGAAGGCGACCGAUUUCGCGCGAGAAGCUUAUGAGAAGCAGUCUGGCAAGAAGGUCGAUCCCAAGAUCUCCCAGUAA
Messenger RNA from Fusarium keratoplasticum, 234 nucleotides. RefSeq lists its product as uncharacterized. Bases 1 to 234 code for a protein of 77 amino acids. The record is from RefSeq and is a predicted model, not a curated record. NCBI's taxonomy places the organism in Eukaryota, Fungi, Ascomycota, Sordariomycetes, Hypocreales, Nectriaceae. The transcript is spliced from 3 exons.